Messenger RNA from Zasmidium cellare ATCC 36951, 4650 nucleotides. RefSeq names its product glycosyltransferase family 24 protein. The transcript is spliced from 2 exons. Lineage: Eukaryota; Fungi; Ascomycota; Dothideomycetes; Mycosphaerellales; Mycosphaerellaceae. The record is from RefSeq and is a predicted model, not a curated record. Gene Ontology annotation, molecular function: UDP-glucose:glycoprotein glucosyltransferase activity. Gene Ontology annotation, cellular component: endoplasmic reticulum. The coding region runs from base 1 to 4650 and encodes 1549 amino acids.
AUGGCAAUGUCGAAGGCAGGCAGCCAGUGGAAGACAGCGCUGGUUGCUACUCUGCUUGCAUGUGCCAAUGCUGCACCAUCUGUAAACGUAGCCUUGAGGACCUCGUUCGAUGCUCCCCCUUAUCUGAUCGAACUGCUGGAGACAGCUGCCGAGGAAAACGCGACCUCAUACUUCCCACUACUCGAUCGCAUCGCCGACGGUUAUUUCGAUUCCUCGAAGACAGAGCAAGAGUUAUAUAAAAGCUUCCGGUCACUAUUGCAAAAAGACGGACAUUUGAGCAAUGAGGACUUGUCAUCAUUUGACUAUGCGUUAUCAAUCCAUUCGGCAGCACCUCGAAUAGAGGGGCAUUACCAAUACUACAACACUUCCAUUUUGCCAUCACUCGGCAACGAGGCAGCGGAAGGAUGCGAGACAUGGGUUUACGUUCCGUUCAGUGGUCAGAGAUACUGCUCUCCAGAGCUGAAUGAGGCUUCAGCACAGGCACUUGGCAGUGCUGGCGAGGUUCUUCAACAACUACCUUUUGAUAGAGUUCUUGGAGAUGCUUCGAGCGAUCGUCCAGCCGUCUUAUACGCAGACUUGGAAGCUGAAUCAUUCCGCAAGUUUCACAAGACUCUGAGCAAGACAGCAAAAGAUGGCAAGACGUCAUAUCGGGUUCGCUAUCGAGCUCCCUCAGGCGAACGCAAGCCAUUGACUGUCAGCGGAUAUGGCAUUGAGCUGGCAUUGAAGAGAACAGACUACAUUGUCAUUGAUGAUCGACAAGCCGAGGAAGAGCAGAAAGAUGCAGCAAGCACCGGCGACGGUACUCUCAGCGAAGAAGAGGUGUCUGACUUGCGACCACUUUCGUCUUCCGAGUUGAGACGAUUGGGCGUAAAAGCCGCCAGCUUCGUCAUGAACAGCGACUCUCCAUUCGACACUCUUUUGCGGUUAUCUCAGGAUUUCCCGAAGCAUUCGAGCUCUAUUGCCGUGACGAACGUCUCGGAAGACUUCGUCAUGGAGCAUGCGGACAACCGAGACGUGCUGCUUCCACCGGGCUACAACGUAAUUUGGAUAAAUGGUGUUCAGAUCAUGCCUCGCGACAUCGAUGCUUAUGCCCUGCUCGAGCACCUCAGACGAGAGCGCCGAAUGAUCAAUGGUGUGCGAGAAAUCGGACUAAGCGGAUCUGAAGCCGUUGACUUACUCUCUAACGAGGCCAUCACCGCGUCACAAGUGAGCGAUGAAGUCCAGCGCUACGACUGGCGGGAUGAAGCGGAAGGCGGCAAUAUCAUCAUCUGGAUGAAUGACAUCGAAAAGGACAAGCGAUACGCAGAAUGGCCUGAGACUGUGCAUGCUCUGUUGCAGCGUACUUUCCCUGGUCAACUUCCCCCAAUCCGCAAAGAGGUGCACAAUCUCGUAGUCCCAAUUGAUUUCGCGGACUACAAUGAUGUCGUACUGGUGACUGAAAGCCUGCGUAACUUUGUUCAGCGCAAAGUGCCGAUUCACUUCGGUCUGGUCCCCCGGCUCAAGACUCCUGCCAGUGUCGAGCAGACGAAGAUUGUCUACUACUUAAUUGACAGGUACGGCCUUGCGGCGGCGCUCGAAUACCUAGAGAACUCAGUGGAGACCGCUGGAAGGAAAUACUCCUCACCAGACGAGAAGCUAUUCCAAGCUGCUGUUCAAGUUCGCGACCUCAGGCUUGAAAAAGUUGCCUCCUCAUUCAAAGAAGUCUUGGAUGGUACCGAGACGGAACUGCGACUCAAAGGAGCUCAAGCAUACAUUGCCAGGAUUGGAAGCACCGAUACGACUCCGCCAGUCUUGAUUAACGGUGUUCCAGUCCCACGCUCAGAAGAAUGGCUGCAAGCGAUGAGCCAGCGAGUAAGCGUGGAUGUACGAAUGGUGCAGCAGGCUGUGUAUGAAGGCUCGCUGUCAGACGAUGACUAUCUGCCGAACUUGUUCCUCGAGAAGGCAAGCUUGAAGCGCAAUCCGCUUGUGGUACCAGAAGACGACAAAGAUGUUCGCCACGUCAAUCUCGGAGAGCUUCCACAGUUUGCAGACCUUCCCAGUUUGCCCAGCAAUAAGGACACAAUCGAACGUGAGCUCGUACAUUUGACAGUCGCUGCAGAUGUAGACAGCAAAGAAGGAUUUGAGCAGCUGAUGGAGGCUCUAUUGCUGCAGAGAGAACACGACAACGUCGAGGUCGCUUUCUUGCAUGUGCCCAAGUCCACGGAAUCGAAGACAAGACUUGGCUCAGACUACGAUAAAACAUCGGGAGAGGAGUUCUUGCGCACGCUUCUUGGAAACUAUGACAAGCUACUCGCUGAGAGUCAACCGGAGACACCUGAGGGCACAGUGACCUUGGUAGCGAGGAAGAAGAUCUACGAUACUAUGUACAAGGCUGGCUCCAUGGAGACCACAACCGAGAUCGACGAGCAGGUCCGUGGUGUUUGGUCACCUUUCAAGGAUAUCGUUUCCCAGAUUGGUGUGAAGCCUGGACAGAAAGCACUCAUCGUCAACGGACGCAUCGCUGGGCCCAUGUCAGACACUGCCGAUCUUGAGGUGUCGGAUCUGGAGGCUCUUCUCUCAUACGAAAGGAAGAAACGACAACUGCCAACUGCGUUGGCCAUCGAAGCACUUGGCUUGGGCGAGAGAGCAUCUACGCCAGUCGCCUUCGCUCGCAUAUCGAAUCUCAUCGCACUCUCAAUGGUAUCUGAUGUACCAGACGGCAUCUUCGAGGCUGCCCCGACCGUGAGGACUGAUAUCUUCAAGAAGUGGAAUUCGACACAGACGGCCAUUCAUAUCGGCGAUCGAAAGACAUCCACAAUUCAGAUCUACACCUCUAUUGACCCUGCCUCUGAAAUUGCGCAGAGAUGGAUUCCCAUCAUCAAGGUCUUGUCAGAACUAGAGGGCGUAUACACCUGCCUUUUCCUCAACCCCAAAGACCGGUUGGAGGAGAUCCCCAUCAAGCGAUUCUACAGGCAAGUGCUUAAUUCGAAGCCAUCGUUCGAGACCAAUGGCGCAUUGCAAGGCAAUGGCGCCCAGUUCAGCGGCCUACCUGCUGAUGCCUUGCUCAACAUGGGAAUGGACAUGCCUCCUUCGUGGCUUGUGGCUCCGAAAGAUACCAUCCACGACUUGGACAACAUCAAGCUCAGCGCUGUCAAGGCAGGCGCGAACAUUGACGCAGUCUACGAGCUCGAGCACAUUCUCAUAGAAGGUCACUCGAGAGAUGUGACUACUGGGCCUCCUCCACGUGGUGUCCAGCUUGUGCUAGGAACGGACGCCGACCCUCACUUUGCUGACACUAUUAUCAUGGCAAACCUUGGCUACUUCCAAUUCAAGGCGAAUCCAGGUCUGUACAAUCUCGCCCUCCAGAAAGGACGAAGCGAGGAGAUCUUCCAAAUCGACAGCGCUGGCACCAUGGGAUAUGCUGCUCAGCUGGGAGACCACGUCACCGAAAUUGCAUUGAUGAGCUUCAGAGGCUCUACACUCUACCCACGCCUGUCGCGAAAGCAGGGCAUGGAAGAUGAAGAUGUUCUGGAGCCAUCGAAGACUGCCCUGGAAUCGCUGGCUGACGGAGCUGAUAGUCUGCUGUCACAAGUCGGGCUCAAGUCAUCCUCAGCCAGCAAGUACCUCUCAAAGGCUGCCAAACUCGGCUCUGGCCUUUUGUCUGGUUCUGGCAAGACUGACCUUUCGGCAGACCGACACGCCGACAUCAACAUUUUCUCUGUUGCGUCAGGUCACUUGUACGAACGUAUGCUGAACAUCAUGAUGGUAUCCGUCAUGAAGCAUACAAAGCACAGCGUCAAAUUCUGGUUCAUCGAACAGUUCUUGUCGCCAUCUUUCAAGGACUUCUUGCCGGUGAUGGCUGAGGAGUACGGCUUCAAGUAUGAGAUGGUUACCUAUAAGUGGCCACAUUGGUUGCGAGGACAGAAGGAGAAGCAGCGAGAGAUCUGGGGAUACAAGAUCUUGUUUCUCGACGUUCUGUUUCCACUGGAUCUUGACAAGGUCAUUUUCGUGGAUGCUGAUCAAAUUGUCCGCACAGACAUGCACGAGCUGGUCCAGCAUGAUCUCAAGGGUGCUCCGUAUGGCUUCACACCAAUGUGCGACUCCCGCACAGAGAUGGAGGGUUUCCGAUUCUGGAAGCAAGGAUACUGGAAGAACUUCCUCAAAGGACUGCCAUACCACAUUUCCGCGCUCUACGUCGUGGAUUUGAAGCGCUUCCGCCAAAUGGCAGCUGGUGAUCGACUGCGCCAGAACUACCAUCAGCUCUCAGCUGAUCCAAACAGUCUGAGCAAUCUGGAUCAGGACUUGCCGAACCACAUGCAAGCGCUGCUCCCCAUUCACAGCUUACCGCAGGAGUGGCUGUGGUGUGAGACGUGGUGUUCAGACGAGAGUCUCAAAGAUGCAAAGACGAUCGACCUCUGCAACAACCCCCAGACUAAGGAGCCUAAGCUGGAUAGAGCGAGGAGACAGGUGCCUGAGUGGACGGAGUACGACAAUGAGAUCGCGGCUGUGACCAAGCGAUACAAGGAGAAGCAAGCUGGUGUGGAAAAGGAGGCCGAAGCUGGUCUUCCUGAUGCUCAUAGCGGCGAUGAGGAGAGUAUACAGGAGCGACUUCAACGGGAAGAUGCUGAGCGUGAGCGCAAGAAGAAGGAGCAUGUACGAGAUGAGCUAUAG